AUGCAGUCAUCAUCCAAGGGAGAAAUAUCUCAAGAUUGGCAAGAACACGAAAAAUGCCCCGAAGGAAUUGCCCCCGUUAGAAGAAGUACAAGUUCUAUCACUCGCAAACACCCUUCGCUCCUGCGUUCUCAUUUCAAUAGUAGCUUAUUUGUAGGUCCUGAGGGGAUACACGAGUAUGCUUUCGUCCGAAGUUAUGUUGAUGGUCGAUUCUUUGGAGCAAGUGCAAUGCUUAGUAUAUGGAAACCUAAAGUCAACCAUGAUGAAUUUAGUCUAGCUCAACUAUGGAUUAGUUCAGGAUUUGGUGCAGACUUAAAUACCAUUGAAGUCGGAUGGACAGUUUUUCCAAAAAGAUAUGGUGAUAAUGAACCAAGAUUCUUCACAUUUUGGACGAGAGAUAAUUACAAUACUACAGGUUGUUAUGAUUCUGAUUGCCCUGGAUUUGUACAAGUUGAUUUCAGCGUUAAACUUGGUCAAGUCAUUUCUCCUAUUUCCAUUGUUGGAGGACAAACAAGUGGAAUAACAAUUAUGGUCUACAAGGGUGAGAAUGGACACUGGUGGCUAGAUGUAAAUGGUGUUGACAUAGGAUAUUUUCCUAAGAAUCUCUUCACUGCAUUGAGUGAAUAUGCUGAUAGAGUGGACUUUGGUGGAGAGAUUCUUAAUUCAGAAAAAGAUGGUCACCACACAACUACUCAAAUGGGAAAUGGACUAUAUCCCCAUCAACAGGGAGCAAGUUUUAUAUCUGGAAUUAGAAUAUAUGACCAGAACAAACAACCAGUCGAAGGAAUUCUGCAUCCAGUUGAUAGCACAGUUCCUUAUUAUGGUGUGAUUCUUGUUAAUAAUGAUACUAUGUUUUAUGGAGGACCCGGUUAUUCUCAAUUCUAUAAUUAA
Messenger RNA from Impatiens glandulifera, 888 nucleotides. RefSeq lists its product as uncharacterized. Lineage: Eukaryota; Viridiplantae; Streptophyta; Magnoliopsida; Ericales; Balsaminaceae. Bases 1 to 888 code for a protein of 295 amino acids. The transcript is spliced from 5 exons. The record is from RefSeq and is a predicted model, not a curated record.